Suillus subaureus is the source of this 854-nucleotide messenger RNA. Its product is annotated as Glyoxalase/Bleomycin resistance protein/Dihydroxybiphenyl dioxygenase. The transcript has 6 exons. The coding region runs from base 175 to 750 and encodes 191 amino acids. Gene Ontology annotation, molecular function: lactoylglutathione lyase activity; metal ion binding. Lineage: Eukaryota; Fungi; Basidiomycota; Agaricomycetes; Boletales; Suillaceae. The record is from RefSeq and is a predicted model, not a curated record.
CUAAGCAGCUGCCCUGAUUUACUGAUGGUGACUAAAUUAACAAUUGACAAGUUUAGUGACGGAAUCCCAGUUCCCGACCUCGUUCGCCCCGCGGGACGAAAUAUAUUAAAAAUAGGCCAACUCGCUGCCUUGUGACUUAGUCAGACGAUCCCCUUUCUUGCAUUUACUUAUUGGAUGAGUCUGAACCGCUUUCUUCUGAACGCCUUCCAAGCCAAACGGGCUCCCACUCUUCGACGCACUUUCCACUCCACUACUCUAGCCACCAUGCCUCGCACCGCUGCGACAGAAAGCUUCAAGUUCAACCACACCAUGAUUCGUAUCAAGGAUCCGAAACUAUCGUUACCUUUCUACAUGGAUACCCUCGGCAUGGACCUGGUUUCUGAGCAAAACAUGGGUGACUUUACCCUUUACUUCCUCGCCUUUGACCACGACGGGAUCGCCUCGCUCCCAGCCGAGCAGAAGGCUAAGGCUCGUUUCAACCGCGAGGGCAUCCUUGAGCUCACUCACAACCACGGCACCGAGUCCGACCCAAACUUCCAAGGCUACGCCAACGGCAAUGCCGAACCUGGCAGGGGUUUUGGCCACAUUGCUAUCACCGUGAACAAUAUCGAGGAGGCAUGUGCGCGUUUUGAAAGCCUCGGGGUUCCCUUCAAGAAGCGUCUCACCGAUGGUAAGAUGAGGCACAUUGCCUUCAUCCUGGAUCCCGACGGCUACUGGGUGGAAGUUGUUCCUCAGGCCUUGAGCUUGUAGAGAAUGUCGGUGAAUAAAUUGAAAUAGUAGUCAAGUUGUAUCCUUAGUACUCAUCUUGAAAGUAUGCCAUGUCUGCUGGUUUUCAAAUCACGCUUUGAAGUUUC